AUGGGAAAACCUGAGCUUACCAAUGCUUUUAGUCAGAGUGUUUUCAUUGUGCCAGUGGCAUUGAAAAGCGUCAACAAAGCAAUCGGUAGCAUCAUUGAGAAAAAUAUUCGCUUGAAUAUCUUCUGUGGGAAAAUUUAUAAAGAAAAUUUAAAGAAAAGUGUAAAGCCUGAUGUUGUAAUAACUCUGAAGUUGUUUUUUCAAUUGAAUUUCCGCAAACAAGAAGAAAACACUUCAAGUCGAAAGAAAAGCUUUGAAAUUUUCCUCAUAAAACAAACGUUUACAGUUUUAAUGACUUAA
Molecule: messenger RNA, 297 nt
Organism: Clunio marinus
Lineage: Eukaryota; Metazoa; Arthropoda; Insecta; Diptera; Chironomidae
Source: the annotation of a GenBank genome assembly